UUGGAAAAAAAAAAAAAAGACGGGGAUUUCGACUUAAUCCUGUAUGUGUUGGAAAGUGUGAGGAGGAAAAAUAAUAUCUUUUAAGCUCUUCUGGCUAGGCUAAUAAUCAAAUUAACAUGAGACAGGUUAACAGGAGGAAAUGACCAAAUUUAUUACAUAUCUACAUCUGGGGGCUGCUAAGGCUCAUAUGCCAUCUUGAGCGAAGGAAAAGGGGGUGGAGAGGGGAUUAUGGGCUGGGACUUCAAAGGGCAGGAAGGAAACUUACAUGGAGAUGAAAGGCAAAUGUUUGGUUAAUAAAUGUUUGCUGGGCCAUCUUUAACAAUGGGACAUAGAGAGGACCUUGAUUAUACUUAGUUUAUAUCCAAAUGUACUUAUCAAUAACAACAGCCUCCCUUUCUGGAGCAGGUUCUCUAUCUAAAUUCUUUAAGUCAUUUCCGGGGCUAGGCCAAAGGCUCUUCCUGAGUCUUUUGUUUCUGAAAAAUAACCAGCUUAAAAUACUCAAUAUCCCCAACAUCCCCAAAUAUUUUGGAGUGGAAAACUCUGCUUCCCCUCAAAAAUUAUUGAAGGAUUUUGAGGAGGGGAGUGAUAGACUUGUGCUUUGAAAAGAUAGUUUUUGGCUGCAGUGGAUGAUGGGGAGAGCUGAAAGCCAGGAGAGAGAGGCUACUUACCCUCAAAGCCAGGCUAGAGAUGAGCAGAUUUGGGAUUCCGGCAACAGGGAGGAUGGGAUUCAAGCAUGCAACUGAAGAGCCAGAAAAGAACAUUCAGGAAGGUGGACCAGGGACUCAGAGAUGGAAUCACAUCACAGACUUCUCACAAAUGCUUAUCAACUCUAGGGACUACAGAGGAGGUUAGUGCAGGACCACUGGGGAGAAGUGGUUAGAUUAGAGGACAUUGCCAUAAAAAGCUUCACGUUUCCUUUUCUUCAGAGAGCCACAGCACUUCUCCCAGGGUCUCAAGAGUAUCCGCUUCUACCAUUGAUUACAGUCUCUGCAGAAAUGAGCUUUGCCUAGGACACACCUUAAAGCAUUCCCUAGCGGUCUGGUCAGCUCUGUCAAGGGUUGUCUAGAUCCAGGAUGUGUGUGGAUCCCAGUGACAAGAGAAGGGACUCACUUUACAAAAGCAUACUUUCUUUCUGGCCAGGAAAAGUGUCCAUGGGAAGAAAAAGCAGAGAAAGAAGUCAGAGGGUUUCCAUGGGAAUUCCUGAGAACCAUGGAAAACUAAGGACAACUGGCAACAAAGUUAGAAGGCCUGGCUGGAGCUCUGGGAAAGAAUAGGCAUGAGGCCAAAUGCUAUUGGCAGUCAAGGAAGGCUUAGGACACUGAGUUGGCUCAAAGCCUGGACAGGGGAGGGAGGCAGUAACGCUAGGAAAUGUUAGCUUUUCCUUGAGUUGAUUAUAGGCCCGCUUAUAAAAUUCUAUCCGUUUCCUUAUAAUUGUACCUGGGUCAAGUUCUCGUUACUUUCCUCUCUCUUGCUCCAUUGUUUCCUAUCUUUGUUCCAAACUUUCCCUCAUACUCACAUUGCCUUUGGGAGAAGAUUUCUUGCUAAAGUCCCUCUUCGGUCUUUGAGGAGCAUUGGUGGGGGCAUUCUUGGGCCAUUGUCAAUAAUGGACUCAUUUCUAAUCAUUUCCUUUCGGGCUCAAGUGUAAAAUAAUGAGGAGCAUAACUUAGCCGUUCCUGUUCUAACCUUCAGAGCCAAGACAGGAAUUACCAUUCAUUGGCAUUUCCUUGGCAUAUCGCAAAGCAUGUUUCGGCCACCAAGGAGAGAUGGUCCUCACUGGAUUGUUGUGGCACAUACGGAAGAAAUGCAUUGUUGUAAUAAGUGGAAGAGAGAGAUUUUGGUGCCACUGCCACACAAGGUCUUCCACUUCAGCACGAUGGCACUGCCCAGAAAAGUGAAGCUACUACUGCUGUUCCUGGUUUCCCAGAUGGCCAUCUUAGCUCUCCUCAUCCAUUCGUACAGAAACCACCUCAACUCCCUGUCUACAAGGGAGGAGCCCAAGCCCAUGCACGUGCUGGUCCUGUCUUCCUGGCGCUCCGGCUCUUCUUUUGUGGGCCAGCUUUUUGGGCAGCACCCAGAUGUCUUCUACCUGAUGGAGCCUGCCUGGCACGUCUGGAUGACCUUCACAGAAAGCACCCCCUGGAGUCUGCAUAUGGCAGUGCGGGAUCUGAUCCGGUCUGUCUUUCUGUGUGACAUGAGCGUCUUUGAUGCCUACAUGAAACCUGGUCCCCGAACACAGUCCAGCCUCUUCCAGUGGGAGACCAGCCGGGCCCUGUGCUCCCCGCCUGCCUGCAACGUCUUCCCGCGGGAUACGAUCAUAUCCCAGGCUCACUGCAAGGUCCUGUGCAAGAAACAGCCCUUUGAGGUGGUGGAAAAGUCCUGCCGCAACUACAGCCAUGUGGUGCUCAAGGAGGUGCGUUUCUUCAACCUGCAGGUGCUCUACCCGCUGCUGAGGGACCCUUCCCUCAAUCUACACAUCGUGCACCUGGUCCGGGACCCCCGGGCGGUGUUCCGUUCCCGAGAACGCACCGCAAUGGAACUCAUAAUUGACAGUCGGAUUGUGAUGGGGCAGGACCGGCAGAAACUCAAGGAGGAGGAGCAACCCUACCAUGUGAUGCAGACCAUCUGCCACAGCCAGCUGGAGAUCUACAAGGCUGUGCAGUCCUUGCCCAAAGCCCUGAGGCGGCGCUACUUGCUCAUGCGCUAUGAGGACCUGGUCCAGGACCCCCUGGCCGAAACUGCCCGAAUGUACAAAUACGCGGGGUUGAAAUUCUUGCCCCAUCUCCAGACUUGGGUGCACAACAUCACCCGAGGCAAGGGCAUUGGUACUCAUGCCUUCCAUACAAAUUCCAGGAAUGCCCUCAACGUCUCCCAGGCCUGGCGCUGGUCCUUGCCUUAUGGAAAGGUUUCUCAACUUCAGGAAGUCUGCCGCGACACCAUGAAUUUGCUGGGUUACCGCCUAGUCAGAUCUGAGCAAGAGCAGAGAAACCUAUCGCUGGAUCUUCUGUCUACCCAGAGCCUCUUCCGGCAAUUCUAUCAAGAGGGUUGAGGAGGCUCUGUCCCCACCUGGCACCAGCCUCAACCACCGUUACCUGAAGGCUGCUUCUGAGACUUAAGUAUGUCUCUGUUGGUAUACGGUGAGCACAAGUUGUGCCCACACAUGCUCAAACCGAGAACUCUUUGGGUCUCUACUCAUGUCUAGAAAAGAGACUCAGGAAUUUUAUGUGAGCGGCACAUCCCACCACUGAAAAAGGCGUAUUGUCUCUCUUCUUGGCCUUCCUAUCUGUGGAUACCGCUGAGGCUCUGUAGCAUGGGGCCCUACUUGGCACCACGCAGUAUCAGUGGAGUGAAUCCAUUAACUUCUCUUUCCACAUCUUGCCCAAUGGGAAAAGGGGAGCGGCAGGAAAAACCAGGGAAAUGGGUCUUCCAGCAAAGAGCCCACCAGUACAUUUCACAGGCAUGUGAACUUGAAGCCCUCAGAGCUCCCAAGGGAUUCAAAGGGAAUGGGGAACGGGGUUGGGUGUUUACCCAUGAGCUUGACCAUCACAGCUAUCUGUUAUCACAAAUACAAAACAAAAUCUCUGCACAACAGAGCAAGUUCUUAAGUUCAUGGGUGGCUGGGCCCGAUCUCAACAUCAUUUCCCCCUCAGUGUUUUCCUCACCCAUAGAGGAUUUUGACCUGUGAAGCUGCCAUCUGUUAACAUUAAAAUUCCAAAAUAAUAAGGAUCUGUUUGAAGUGUCCCCUUUUAUGGCUGUUUUUUUUUUUUUUACACUUUUGCUAUUAUCUAUCACCCUCACAUAGAAAACAUUCCAAGACAAUGUUUGGUGCCAGAUGAUAAACUAAGUCUAAACUGAUCAAUGUUGAUUGAUACAUUGCCCUCUUAAGAAUAUGUAGAAAGUAGACAACCAGCAACUAGGCCCUUUCUCCCUUGUGUGAGGCAUAAGCUGUAAUAACAGCAUAUGCAUCACGCUAGGGACUGGGCAGUGUUCUUUUCAUCUGAUCCCUCAGCCAGAGGACUUCAGCUCAGUAUGACGGGUGCUCUUUAUCUCUUCUAGCUGACCUCUCCUCACAAGAAAAGUUGUUUCUCCCAGUCUUUGCAGAAUUCCCCAGAUCUAGUUGUGCAUCAGAAUCAUUAGUUAAAAAUGCAUUGUGCCAGGUCCUACCUCAGAUUUGCUGGAAUUGGAAUCUCCCAGGGCAGGGAAUGGGAUUCUGUAUACCAGGGGUGCCAAAAAAAUGUGUACAAGUGGACACUUUGGUCAGUGUUACU
This is a messenger RNA of Hipposideros armiger (great roundleaf bat), 4265 nucleotides long. RefSeq names its product carbohydrate sulfotransferase 4 (gene CHST4). The transcript is spliced from 2 exons. Gene Ontology annotation, molecular function: N-acetylglucosamine 6-O-sulfotransferase activity. Lineage: Eukaryota; Metazoa; Chordata; Mammalia; Chiroptera; Hipposideridae. Gene Ontology annotation, biological process: carbohydrate metabolic process; protein sulfation; N-acetylglucosamine metabolic process. The record is from RefSeq and is a predicted model, not a curated record. Gene Ontology annotation, cellular component: Golgi membrane. The coding region runs from base 1742 to 3046 and encodes 434 amino acids.